Molecule: messenger RNA, 1482 nt
Organism: Psilocybe cubensis
Lineage: Eukaryota; Fungi; Basidiomycota; Agaricomycetes; Agaricales; Agrocybaceae
Exons: 11
Coding region: 1-1482 (493 amino acids)
Biological process (GO): DNA replication proofreading; DNA-templated DNA replication; base-excision repair, gap-filling
Cellular component (GO): delta DNA polymerase complex
Molecular function (GO): nucleic acid binding; DNA-directed DNA polymerase activity; 3'-5'-DNA exonuclease activity
Source: RefSeq, a predicted model, not a curated record
AUGGCCACAGGUCUUGCUCCUGCUGCUUCAGUUUCUGAUGUCCUGAAGGAACUUUCCGUUAAAGAAAAUGACGUGCAAAAGCCUUGGGAAAGACCUCCGCUUUCUGCAUCCUAUGCAGCCAAACCAUGCAUCAAAUUCCAGAAAAUUGACAUCGCCGAGAGCAGCUACGACCUGGGAUCUCCCGAGAUACACCUUUUCGGAAUCACUAAAAAUGGCCAUUCUAUUCUCGUACGAGUUGUUGGAUACGAGCAUUACGCGUAUUACUUGGUCCCCAAAGGGUUCUCGAAAGAUGAUCUCGAACCUCUGCGCAACAAUCUUAACGAACUCAUAGUGGAAAGUUACGAGGAAGUAUCUUCCGCCCCUAUCUCACGAAUUGACCUCGAGAAGGGGAAAGGAGAACUUUCCUAUCUAAAGAUUAUGGUUUCGGAUUAUCACGAUCUAGAUGAGCAUUCCAAGGCACAAAUCUUCCAAUUGGGAAGAUGUAAAUAUCGGGACAUGUUCCCUAAUCCUCAAAAUCCAUGCUGGACAAGGAGGUAUGUCAAUGCCAUGUCGUGGCUGAAGCUCACCGCUAAAAAAUACAAGAUUGUUCCAGCUGAAAACAAGAUUUCGACUUGCCAGUUGGAAGUGUCCAUCCAUGACGAGCAUAUCAUGUUGACUUCAGGUCAGGCAGAAAUGGGCCCAUUGCGUAUUCUGAGCUUCGACAUUGAGACUGACAUUCCCGAUGAUCGUAAUGUGUUCCCGACUGCGAGGAACUAUCCCAUCUUCACCAUUGGAAAUAGGAUAUCUACCUACGGUCGUGCAAACAGUGACGAUGUACAAAUCGUGUUUACCCUUGGUUCGUGCUCUCCUAUAAGUGGGGCUACUGUGGUUGCUUGUGAAGAUGAAGCUGCAUUGCUACUUGCGUGGAAAAGCUUCAUAAUUGAGGUUGAUCCUGACAUCGUUCUUGGCCAUAACAUCACUAGGUUCGACAUGCCGUUUCUUUUGGGUCGAGCCAUAGUCAUGGAAGAUCCAUAUGCGUUACCAGCCUGGAACGCCUUUGAUAAAUGUCCGGGAUACGUCGGGCGCUUCGUUCUUGAUAUCUACAAGCAUGCCUCGGAUAUAGGCAUAACGGGUCGCGGGAGAUCAACGCUAAACAGUCUUUCAGAGCGAUUCCUGAACGACAAGAAAGAAAAUCUUUCCUUCGACAAAAUUCCGGGUUUGCAAGCCGGCACUGCUGACGAUAGACGUACUCUUGCAACAUACUGUCUCAAGGAUACGCUACUUCCACUUCAUUUGAUGAAUAAAAUGGAAUGCCUGCCUAUCCAAAUCAAGCAAGCCAGAAAAGCCCAUCUUCCAUUGAACGCGAUGCGCGAGAGACCAUCUUUGAAGGACACUUCACAGAUUUGUCAGAAACGCAAGGCAGAGAUAGAGGGUGAUUCUAAUACUAACUAUACUCUCGAUGGAGAACGCGCGUUGAAAAGACAACGCUCUGACGCAUACUAA